This is a messenger RNA of Rhizoctonia solani, 1599 nucleotides long. Its product is annotated as major facilitator superfamily transporter. Bases 1 to 1599 code for a protein of 532 amino acids. Gene Ontology annotation, cellular component: membrane. Lineage: Eukaryota; Fungi; Basidiomycota; Agaricomycetes; Cantharellales; Ceratobasidiaceae. Gene Ontology annotation, biological process: transmembrane transport. The transcript has 8 exons. The record is from RefSeq and is a predicted model, not a curated record. Gene Ontology annotation, molecular function: transmembrane transporter activity.
AUGUCUCAGCGCGGCGCCGCCCACGAGCUCCGGAUCGAUGACCACAUGAAAGUGGGAGACAUCGAGGAUAGUAAACUUCCCGAUGGGUACAAGAAUGAUGAGGAAAUGUCACCCGUCAGCAGUAAAAGUGGCGAUGGAGUCGGACACAACGCUGGAAUUGACUCCGAAGUUGCUAAUUUCUUUGCGGCCCAGGAAGGAAAGAACAUUGUCAUUGACGAGGCUACGAACAAGCGCUUGAAGCGUAUGAUUGAUAAACGCGUUCUUUUGGUAAUGGUCGUUACAUAUUUCCUUCAAACACUUGACAAGGGCACUAUCAACUUCGCUUCUAUUAUGGGUAUUCAGCAAGAUACACACCUCGUUGGCCAGCAAUACAGUUGGCUGACCACAUGUUUGUACAUUGCCAUCCUGGUUUGGGAGUUUCCCACCAACCGCCUAUUGCAAGUCCUGCCCGUAGCCAAAUUCCUUGCUUUCAAUAUCACGGCGUGGGGGGUCGUCUUGGCUUGCACGGCAGCCUGCAAGAACUUUACUGGUCUGGUCAUUGUCCGAACACUUCUUGGAAUGUUCGAAUGUGUCUGCCAGCCAGGAUUCGUGCUACUUUCUACCAUGUGGUACACGAAGAAAGAGCAAGCUAUCACUAUCGGAUGCUUCUACGCAAUGAACGGAUUGCAACAAUGUGUCGGUGGCUUACUUGCGUAUGGUGUAUACCAUAUCAAGGGCGGCCCAAUCACCUCUUGGCAGGUUUUGUUCACAUUGCUUGGCUGUAUUACUUUCCUUUGGGGUCUCUUCGUCCUCUGGUGGCUCCCCGACUCUCCCAUGCGUGCUCGAUGCUUCUCCCCCGAAGACCGAGUGUUGAUGGUGGAACGCGUUCGCGCAAAUGAAACAGGUAUCCAGAACAAGGAAUUUAAGCGGUAUCAGGCUUUAGAAGCUCUGAAAGACGUGAAAACUUGGUGUUUCUACAUUAUUUCUUUUACCAAUGCCCUUCCGACAGGCGGACUCGGUGCAUUCUCCAAUUUGAUUAUCAAGGAUUUCGGUUUCUCCACUAUUCAAACCGACCUCCUCGCGAUCGCCCAGGGUGUUAUUAUCAUGCUCUUCCUGUUUACUGCGGCAUAUUUCUCGACCCGCACCAGCCAAAAGUGUAUUUUCAUGUUCGCAUACACUCUACCAAACGUCAUUGGCUCCAUCGUUUUCUUGACUGUCCCUACACGCCCGGAUACCCGAGUUGGACUGCUGAUCGCAUUCUACCUGUGCCAAGGAUUUGGUGCUGUCGCUGUACUCAACCUCGCGCUCGUUACCGGAAACACCGGUGGCCGAACGAAACAAGUGGUAACUGUGACCGGUACAUUCAUCACAUGGGCUGUUGGAAACGCUAUCGGUCCCCAGGUCUUCCGUGCCAAUGAUGCUCCUCGCUAUCCCAAAGGAUUUGCUGUGCAUCUUGUCAUGUAUGGCAUUCAACUUAUCACUAUAACCGUCUUACGCUUGUAUCUCCUUCGUCAAAACGUACUGAAGCGCCGGGCCCAAGGAGUUCGCGAGGAGGGAACGAGUGGUCAGGUGGAAGGCGAAGAGAAGGCUGUCAAGCAUAGCCAUGCGUUGAUGAUUUGA